Cercospora beticola is the source of this 894-nucleotide messenger RNA. RefSeq lists its product as uncharacterized. The record is from RefSeq and is a predicted model, not a curated record. Lineage: Eukaryota; Fungi; Ascomycota; Dothideomycetes; Mycosphaerellales; Mycosphaerellaceae.
AUGACAGACUUCCUGAACGCUGUUGGUCUGUUCGCCAAGAGCAACUUUCCAGGCGACAAUGGCCCAAACGGAGCUAUCAUCAGCGUCAAAGCUGGUCUUGCAGCCAAUCUGACUGAGGCCGGUGGAGGCAUCAAGGCGGUCUACGCCUACGAUGCUGACAACCAAUACCUUGGCGAGGGCAAAGGAGGCAGCGUUGCAGAAGGAGGCCUAUUCUCGAGCACUGUCGAUCAGGGUGCUCCGGACACACAGGCUGACUUCGUGGAUGUCACCUUCGAUAAUGACGCUGUUUGCGUCGCUUGGAUCACGGUGAAGAUGCACGAUGGUAGCCCUGGCGGUGCCUGGACAGGUGAUGUUGGCUCCUUCUGCGGCGAGACUUGGUAUACACAGACCCAAGAGGCCGGAAAAGACAAAGACGGCAACCCAUACGUGCCUCGUUGCACAUGGUUCGAUGGCGACCACACAACCGGCUCCCAUGCGUCGAUGAAGUUCCGCACUCGAGCUUACGGCGAGAAUGCCGGCGACACCAUCUCAAACAACCAUGCUUGUCAAUCGACCAUCUACGGAGUUGACAACACUCCUGUGGAAGGCACUCCGGCCAAACGCGAUGUUUCGAUUCGGCCACAGUGGAUGACGGAGCAGCUAAUCAUUUCAAGCAUUGAGCAACACUCUGCAAAGGAGCUUUGCGAGUCUGCGACUUCCUGGGGUCCAGAUUUCGUUGACUCGAAGGGACAGUACUGUGAUAUGGGAACCAAGACGUUGACGCCGCUGUGCUCGGCCGAGCAGAUCGAAGGCUGCUUGACUAUUGAUGGCAAUGCUUUGAAGAAGCGUUCUUCUGUGGGUAAGCGUGAGGUCCAUCUCGCAAAGAAGACUUACGAGAGAGUGAUGCACUGGUAG